AUGUCCGAGCCGCCUUCAUUCAACCUCCAACCUUGUCCAUCAACAUCCCACCUCUCCAUUCCCGCCCAGACCUACCUCUCCCAAGAUCAGAGCGAGCACGCAUGCAAAUUCCUCGCUACAGGUGCCAUUGUCUUCUCCGGCUCGCGCAUCCUGCUCCUCCAGCGCGCGCCGGGCGAUAGCAUGCCGAACCGUUGGGAGACGCCCGGAGGCGCGUGCGACGACGAAGACCAGACCAUUCUACACGCUGUGGCGCGCGAGCUGUGGGAGGAGACAAUGCUGGUCGCGAGGUCAGUUGGGCCGUUGGUCGGGGAGGGAUACACGUUUAAGACGCGGUCGGGAAAGAUGGUGCGGAAGCUCAGUUUUAUUGUCGAAGUGGAGAGGCGGAACGGCGAAGGCGACGGCGGCAGCAACUUUGAAGUGCGACUGCGCCCGGAAGAGCAUCAAGGCUUUGUGUGGGCGACGGAUGAGGAGGUUCGGGCGUGCAAGGUGGGCAAUGUGAAAAUUAGGUUCACGACCCCGGAACAGGAGGCUGUCGUGUUGGACGCUUUCGCUGUGCUAAAGGCGAGCACCGUUACGUAG
Endocarpon pusillum Z07020 is the source of this 579-nucleotide messenger RNA. RefSeq lists its product as uncharacterized. The record is from RefSeq and is a predicted model, not a curated record. The transcript has a single exon. NCBI's taxonomy places the organism in Eukaryota, Fungi, Ascomycota, Eurotiomycetes, Verrucariales, Verrucariaceae. Bases 1 to 579 code for a protein of 192 amino acids.